Molecule: messenger RNA, 1662 nt
Organism: Penicillium oxalicum
Lineage: Eukaryota; Fungi; Ascomycota; Eurotiomycetes; Eurotiales; Aspergillaceae
Product: karyopherin alpha
Exons: 8
Coding region: 1-1662 (553 amino acids)
Biological process (GO): NLS-bearing protein import into nucleus
Cellular component (GO): nucleoplasm; nucleus; cytoplasm
Molecular function (GO): protein binding; nuclear import signal receptor activity
Source: RefSeq, a predicted model, not a curated record
AUGGCGGAACGCUACAUUCCCGAGCACCGCCGGACGCAGUUCAAGGCCAAGAAUCAGUUCCGUCCUGAUGAGCUCCGCCGCCGUCGUGAAGAACAGCAGAUUGAGAUCCGCAAGCAGAAGCGUGAGGAGGGACUGGCCAAGCGACGUGGUAUCACCACUCGUGAUGGUGGAAUUGGCGUUGGUGGCACUGCUGCUGCCGCCACUGAAAGUGAUGAUGAAGCCAGUGCUAUCGAGAGCGAGCUCAAUGUCGAACUUCCCCUGAUGGUUAAGGGUGUUAUGUCCGAUUCCGUUGAGGACCAGAUCAGCUCCACCACCCGCUUCCGAAAGCUUCUGUCCAAGGAGCGCAAUCCUCCCAUUGAGCGUGUCAUCGAGACCGGCGUUGUCAGCCGCUUCGUCGAGUUCCUUCGCUCCCCUCACACUCUCGUCCAGUUCGAAGCUGCCUGGGCUCUCACGAAUAUUGCCAGUGGCAGCGCUACUCAGACACAGGUUGUGAUUUCUGCUGGUGCCGUGCCCAUCUUCGUCGAGCUGCUUGCCAGCCCCGAGCCCGAUGUGCGAGAGCAGGCCGUCUGGGCUCUCGGAAACAUUGCCGGUGACAGCCCUCACUGCCGUGAUUUCGUCCUCGGUGCCGGUGCCCUGCGCCCCCUCCUGAACCUCAUCAACGAUGGACGCAAGCUGAGCAUGCUUCGCAACGCCACCUGGACCCUCAGCAACUUCUGCCGUGGCAAGACCCCCCAGCCUGACUGGAACACUAUCGCUCCUGCUCUGCCUGUUCUCGCCAAGCUUAUUUACAUGCUGGACGAUGAGGUGCUGAUUGAUGCCUGCUGGGCUAUCUCAUACCUCUCCGAUGGUAGCAACGACAAAAUUCAAGCCGUCAUCGAGGCAGGCAUUCCCCGACGUCUCGUGGAGCUGCUUAUGCACGCCUCCACAUCCGUUCAGACUCCUGCCCUUCGCUCUGUUGGCAACAUCGUGACCGGUGAUGACGUCCAGACCCAGGUUAUCAUCAACUGUGGUGCUCUCCCCGCUCUGCUGUCCCUCCUGAGCUCUACGAAGGACGGCAUCCGUAAGGAAGCCUGCUGGACCAUUUCCAACAUCACCGCCGGCAACUCAAGCCAGAUCCAGGCUGUUAUCGACGCCGGUAUCAUCGCUCCCCUCAUCAACCUCCUGGCCAAUGGCGAUUUCAAGACCCGCAAGGAAGCAUGCUGGGCGAUCUCCAAUGCAACCUCCGGUGGCUUGCAGAAGCCCGAUCAGAUUCGCUACCUGGUUUCGCAAGGUUGCAUCAAGCCGCUUUGCGAUCUGCUCGCUUGCCCUGACAACAAGAUCAUUCAAGUGGCUUUGGAUGGUCUGGAGAACAUCUUGAAGGUCGGCGAAAUGGAUAAGGAGGCUGGCCAGGGCGAUGCCCGCGUCAACCGCUAUGCUCUGUUCAUCGAAGAGGCUGGUGGUAUGGAGAAGAUUCACGAUUGCCAGAACAACGCCAACGAGGAAAUUUACAUGAAGGCCUACAACAUCAUCGAGAAGUACUUCUCCGACGAAGACGAGGCAGGUGGUGAGAUCGAUGAGUUGGCGCCUCAGCAAACCCAGGCCGGCUUCAGCCUUGGCACAGGACAGCAGCAGCCCGCUGGCGGUUUCAACUUCGCCGGUGCUUCUGACUCCAUGGACAUGUAA